CCUGUCAACAAACCCUGAAGAGAUCGAUCGAGCCAGGAAAAUCUGGAAAUUCUAUCUGCUAGGUCCGGCCUGCCGACAAAAUUCGCCCAGUAUCUACAGUCCUCCAGAAUUUUUCCAUCUACGCUCGGACGCCAUGCUGAGGGGACAUUUUGGAUCGGUGGAUCUUAUACGGGGUCUUUUCAACCCUCUGUUCCGAAGGAAUCUGACUGCAACGUCGGUGCGAUGUACAGACGACAGCGACAGAAAGAAGGUAGAGGGUGUAUUUUCCUGGCUCAGGGACAUUUUCAGGACAGAGGUAGCCAGCAUAGGCGAGAGGAACGUUGAACCGAAAAUCAACUGUUCGACAGAGCCCAUUGGGUACUUUGGAUGGUACCCGAGUCCAUCGAGUCGCAGCUUUCUGUUGAUGGCGAACGGGAUGGACAUGCAGGUCCGGGGGGUGGCGGAUUGCUCCCCUAGAAACACGAAGCCACCGAUCAGGGAGCCCAACAUGCCGGAGAAACAGGAGAGGAAGGAGGAGAAGGAGAAGAAAAAGAAGAAAAAGAAGCCGGUGAUGCGUGUGGACGGCUCAGAGAAUUUCCCGGAUGUCGUUGCUGUGGAGGGACAACCGCAUCUUCAGGACGCCCAAGGUGUCAAUUAUCGGUACCAGUGGGGCAUUAAGAUCCCGGAGGAACCUCAAAGCCGAGCGACUCAGACCGCUCACAGGGAACAGAUCUGGGGCAAAGUAUGCGACAUCAAUCUCGGAAGAGCAAGUGGUCUCGUUGCGACGAUGAGCACCUCGGACAAGGAGAAAUCCACCGCGAAACCCGAGUUAGAAACUCAGACAACCCAGCCGAUAGGACCCGGUAUAGUCGAGGAUACCAAAACAGCAGAACCGGCGGACAACUUGGAAACCGAGCAGAAGGUCCGGGAGGCAGUAGCGACUUCGGCGAAGGAGGAUUCGCCGGGCGACGAGGACUACAACGUUCCCGCGGGGACCGACUUCGACGCGGAGAUCUCAGCUUGGAAGGACCUAGUCCUGAAGUCCAAGGUGCCCAUAGACACCACCAGAAAGGACGACUUCGUGCAGGCGAAUGAGUCGAUCGAUUUGCUGAGCAUUCGUCCGGAGCCACCGGAGCCGAAGUUGGACAUUCAAGCGGUUCCAACGGUAGACCCUGAGAUCCUGAAGGAUGACGAGGUUGAAGGGGACAAUACGAAGGAGAUGAAGACUCCUAUGAAGAAGCUGGAUGGGAAACGGAUUGGAGAGGUCCACAAGAUAGACAACAAGAAGCUGCACACGCUGCAGUCUUCACGUUUCGGACGGUUUGAGGACAACAACUACUCCGAAGUUAGGUCUGAAGGUUCGUGGACGUGGUCAACCAUGAACAGGCUGGCAAGGGCGAAUAUCGUGACCUUUUCGACCAGUUCCGAUGGCGACUGGUCCGAUGCUGAGAGAGUCAACGAUGCUAAACGCUGGAAAACUCCACCAGCUACAGAGAGUGCUAGUCCCAGCAGUACAGAAGCGAAGGCAGCCGAGAACACGCAGGAAGCGGCGAGUCUGGACCAGAUGCAGACUCCGGAGUAUCAGUUUCAUCAGACGGAUAUCGAUGCAGAGUUUGCAGACAGUCUGAACGCUAUUGCGGAAAGAGAGAUGGAGAUCUCUUUGCAAGGAACGCAUCAGGAUCAGGAGAUCCAGGAUGUUUCGAUGAAUCUUCGCGAGAGGAAGGAUUCGAGGUCGCUGAAGUCUGAGGACUCCUAUCAGCAGCAUGCUAAUAACUUCACGCAGUACGAGGACGAUUACGUGGCCGGGUACGAGUCAAUACCUAUAGAAUCGGGGCCAGAGAAGUCCGCGAAAGAAGAGCGCAAGAAGGAGCAGCAAUCCGCGGAAUGGGCGGAGAACAGCGACGCUUUCGAGAAGGAAUCCGAAGAGCCUCCAGCCUUGAGCGAUAACUAUGUCAACGACGGCGAGUACAUUAGGUUGCCAGGGGAUCCUUACCCUUACAGCAAGCAGUACUUCGAGACGUGGAGAAAGGCCACACACGAGAUCGACAUUGGCCCGAUCGUUGAACAGAAGAAGCCGGAGAUCGAGGCAGAAACUCCGAUCGGUGACGCGAGGACCAGAAAGCUUGACAUUCUGCCACCUGCCAGGAGCGUGUCCCAAGACGCCGUGCAAAACCGUGACCCGUCUCGAGGCAAAGCAAACGGAACCAGACGUCCAAGAUCCAGGACCGAGAAACGCGCGAGAAAACUGAGCAGGUUCUCCGUGUCAUCGUUAGAACGACGUCUAAUCCCCGAAAGCCUGCGUCGCGACGCUCCAGAAAAAUACGUACUAACGCCUCGGACAACUGCAAUGUCCUGGACGAGCAAGACAAUAGUGGACGAUACGGUGGACGAGUGGCUGUCGAAAGGACAGGUCGCACGGCGAAUCCAUCAAUGGGCUCGUCGCCGGCAGCCUUUGUGACUCGCUGAGACGAGAAACGCGCUCAUGACAGACCAUACAUCGAGUCUGUCGGGUCCCCACAUUGGCGGCGGCGACUCGUCAUCCCCGCCAAUGCACGCGACUAACACCGAACAUGCACCCAAAGAUGACAGAGGGGGGGAUCCCGACCCAGGUUCGUCCCGCGAGGGAACUAUCCACCCUGAGCAACGUACUAUGCCUGGAAAUAGCAUUUCGAGACCUAAUAUGACUACAACUCAAAGGAGAAUGAACACGAAGUAUAACUUUCCAGACUAUGUUCUGAACAAUACAUCCACCGAAAAAAGGAUCAAAGAAGACAAUUUCCAUAUGACCAGGCUGAAGUACUUAUCAAAGGUGAGCAAGAGAGAAAUCGAGGAAAUAUACGAACGAAAAAAUUACUCGUACCUACGACCAGAUGAGAUGAAGAAUCUACGUUUCAAUAUCCCACGUGUACACGAUCGAGGACCUCGAUCCACAGACUCCGACUCGCAGUGAAAAAUACCCGCAGUAAAUCAAAUGACACCGCGCACUAUCCACGUUCGAUUCCCUUCAGAUUAUGAGAGAGUAUAUUAAAUAGAAAAGUGUGCACAAUAAAUGUCCUGCUAAUUAUCUA
Molecule: messenger RNA, 3047 nt
Organism: Megalopta genalis
Lineage: Eukaryota; Metazoa; Arthropoda; Insecta; Hymenoptera; Halictidae
Source: RefSeq, a predicted model, not a curated record